CCGAGAACCAAUGGCUUCAUCUCUCUCUCAUCACCGACCUCAAGAAGGCCUGCAAGGAGGUCUUCCCCGUCGCCGAAUACGCCUACACCACAAUCCCCACCUAUCCCUCCGGCCAGAUCGGGUUCAUGGUCUGCUGCAAGGACCCCAACCGCAAUGUCCGCGAGCCCGUCCGCACCUGGUCCCGCGAGGAGGAGGAGCGUCUGUGCCGCUACUACAACCAGGACAUUCACCGGGCCAGCUUCGUUCUACCCAACUUUGCCCGCAAGGCUCUGGAUGCGUGA
Molecule: messenger RNA, 281 nt
Organism: Aspergillus thermomutatus
Lineage: Eukaryota; Fungi; Ascomycota; Eurotiomycetes; Eurotiales; Aspergillaceae
Exons: 1
Source: RefSeq, a predicted model, not a curated record